Molecule: messenger RNA, 612 nt
Organism: Prorocentrum cordatum
Lineage: Eukaryota; Dinophyceae; Prorocentrales; Prorocentraceae
Source: the annotation of a GenBank genome assembly
AUGGCCCCGGGCAGGCCGCAGCUGCUCCGGCAGCGCUUCCGCGAGUGCACGCUGGCGAUGCCGACCUGGUUCUGUUCCCGCGCCGUGUUCGACCGCGUCGGCGGCUUCGUCGAGACCGGCCCUGGCGCGCCGGAGGACAUGGACUUCUUCUACAGGCACCUGCGGGCCGGAGGCACGCUGGCGAGGGUGCCGGAGCCGCUCCCCGAAGCCUUGCCAGACCAGCAGAGCCGCGGAGUGAGCGCGGAGGCCAUCUGGUCACUGCGCGUCGCGGAGCUGCAGGGCAGCCUGCUGGACGGGCUGCCCAGCUUCUCCAUCUGGAGCGCCGGCCGAGACGGCAAGCGCCUCUACCGCAGCCUCUCGACGGCCAACCAGGACUCGACACAGUCCAGGGUUGUUGCUUUUCUGGACGUGGACGCGGGCAAGCUCGCCGCAGGGCUCUAUUACAACCGCGAGCGGAAGCUGCACGUCCCCAUCGUGGAGUGGAGGUUUGCCUCCGACGCCCGGUACCAGCCUGCAGUCAUAUGCGUGAAGCUGGGAUUGCACGACGGCUUCGAGGAGAACUUGGCGUCACUGCAGUUGCGCGAGGGCGAGCAGUACUGGCACUUCUGCUGA